Messenger RNA from Siniperca chuatsi (mandarin fish), 2510 nucleotides. It is a transcript of the gene hebp2, whose product is annotated as heme binding protein 2. The transcript is spliced from 5 exons. The record is from RefSeq and is a predicted model, not a curated record. Gene Ontology annotation, cellular component: cytoplasm. Lineage: Eukaryota; Metazoa; Chordata; Actinopteri; Centrarchiformes; Sinipercidae. The coding region runs from base 184 to 765 and encodes 193 amino acids.
UCAAUUUACUGGGUGGUGUCGACAUCAAAGAUCGGGACUCUUAUUUUGAAGUUACACUCGCUCAGCCAAUCAGAUUUCAACUUUAUGUAACAGGAAGCGAUGUUAUGAAAACAAACGCACUGCACACACCCUGAGAAACAGUACCAAACUGAAUUUACAGAGACUGUUUUGAACACUUACACCAUGCUGAAAGCUGUGGGACAAGCUCUGUUCUCAACUGGACUGCAGAAUCCUAAAUACACAGCAGAUGAGAAAAAGGGACAAGACUAUGAGAUUCGCACCUACCAUGACACUAAGUGGGUGAGCACCACUCUGAGUGGGAUGCAGUGCGACGCAGCCAUAAAUACUGGCUUCCGCAGGCUCUUCAACUACAUUCAAGGCAACAAUCACAACAAGGUGAAAGUGGAGAUGACGGCCCCCGUGACCUGCCGCGUGGACCCUGGAGCUGGCCCUGCAUGUGAAUCUCAGUUCACUGUAUCCUUCUACAUCCCAGAGGAGCAUCAGGACAAUCCACCGGAGCCGAGCGACCCGGAGGUGUUUGUGGAGCACAGGAAAGAGUUCACAGCUUAUGUCAGGACAUAUGGUGGUUUCUCCAAUGAGAAUUUGAAGCGCGAAGAGCUCCUGAAACUUCUGGAGAGCCUGCAGAGAGACGGAGUCCAAUACGUCGACAAACCGUUCUACACAGCUGGAUAUGACAGUCCCUUCAAACUGACCAACCGCAGGAACGAGGUCUGGGUCCUGAAGAAGGAGCAGGAGCAGGAGUAGAAGGUUUAAAGGUCACGCAACACUCUGCCCUCUAUAACUGUAAAAUAGUCACAUUUAGGAAGGAAAAGUUUUACAUGAUCUUUUUAUAACACUUGAUACAUUUCAGACAGUUUGACAGCAUUAAUCAAUGUCCAAAGAGAAACAAAUAAUUACUAUUAUAGAAGUAUGGUGAAUAAAAUGGAAGUUUUCUGCUUUAUUUCCUUUGACUAAAAGUUACUGAAUUAUAGUCUCUAUUAUAGUCUGAAAGUCUUGAUAAAGAGACCUAAAAAAUUAUUACAAGAGCUCUAAGAAGCCAUCAUUAACAAAUGAACCUAGAGGAAAAACUGGAUACAGUGGGACCAUAUUUCCAGCAGGUGGAGCCAAGUAGUCAGGAAACCUUUCUUUCAUUUGGUGCAUCUUGUUAUCAACAAUAUGACAAUUUAAAAAUCAAUAAGAAUAAACCCAUACACACUAUUCAACAACAACAGGAAAAAGUCAGAGUCUGUAGGAAAGAAUGAAAGGGUUUCCAGAGAUUUCAGAAUUUAGUUUCUAGUUUGUUGGUUAAAGUCCAGAGGGAGAAGAGACGAUAUCUGCGAAGUGGACCACCACAGCAAGAUACACUUUUUAUUAACAGAGAUUUGGUGUCCGUAUCAAAAAGAUUUUCCAAAGUGUGGUUAACAGGUAGACCGUGUAAACACGGUGUAAACCGUGUGCUGGUAACCUCCUGGAUCACAGAAUUAACUUCUUUCCAGAAUGUCUGGAUGCACUCACAUGACCAAAACAAGUGGAUAAACAUACCUUUGUGCGUUUUUACAUUUAUAACAGAGGUUUGAGCUGUUUGCUGGAGGUGAAUGGGUGUGAAGUGGGUGGGUCUCUGGAAAAGGUACUUAUUGCCACUAUUUUUUUUUUUAAAUGACUUGUUGAAAGUACACUAAUUUCCAGCUUUUGUUUGAGCAAAUUGCUAAUUGCUUACAUUGUUUUAAUUGUUCCACCUGUCCAUACUGGCUGCAAAGAGCUCACGUCCUAAUUUGAUUUCAACUUAAAUGAUGGGGGACAAAAUCCACAGUUCUUAUUCUGUGUACGGACAGGAGGAAUGAUUACAGCAACAAGUAACGCUUUUAAUGUACAAAUGGGCAUGCUAGUAUUGUUUUAAAAUAAACUUGAAAAAAUGUGAACCUGUCCUUUAACUUUGUAGGUCACCUGAUGGCAGGUUUCUCUCCUCCUGUCAGUGGUCGUGCUGUGAAGGUGACUCUGCCUGUCUGACAAAAUGUUGGUAAAUCUCAGUUUGCCUGAUCUCAGACCUGACUAACCGUCACUGCCAUCACGCUCGUUAUGAUGAGCGACUGAGUCAUAGCAAAUCCAGACCAGUUGUACCUGCAUUGCUCAAGUCUCUGCAAGAAAACCUGAUGAAUUAAUGAGCGUGUAGUUUCCUGCCUGUGUGGUUCAAGCUCAGAUCUACCAGCAUUUCUGGUGCUUGUUGCGUGUAAGAUGUUGGCAAAGAGUGACACUUACGAGCUAACAUAAACAUUGUGCCUUUUUUAAUGAGUUUACCUCCUCUUAUACAUUAAAUCAUAUUAAUACUCAUAUUUAUAGCUCAUGAUAUACUAAAAAUUGUGUGUUUUUAAUCCUGAAGAAGGGAUACUACAUGGGAAUGAUGACAUAACCACUGCACUGAUAUAUAAAUCAUGGGUGAUAUUAAUUUGCCUUUAAAUGAUGUUUAAGAAUGUAAAAUAUAUUAUUAAUAAUAAAUAUAACUCAGCAUCAAA